CUAUUCAAGGACCAUUCGCGUUGGGGCCGCCGGGCUGCGAAGACGGUGGAGAUAAACAGCAACGAGCGAUGAACACCUUGGCCGCAUGCCUGCUGCUGCUGCCGCAGGCGCUUCAAGCAGCUCACUUCUCGGCCACAGUGCUGCACACCAACGACGUUCAUGGACGCUUCGAGCAGGUGACACCCUCCGGCACGCGCUGCACGAAGCAGGCUUCCGAGGCGCACCAGUGUGUCGGCGGAAUCGCGCGCCAGAAGACGCUGGUGAUGCGCGCCAAGGCGUCUGGCGCCAACGUGCUGUUCCUUAACAGCGGCGACUAUUACCAGGGAAGCAUUUGGUACUACUUCCUUGGCGCCCAAAUCGUCGUGGACGCCGUCAACUACCUCGCUCAUGAUGCAAUGACACUGGGAAACCACGAGUUUGACCAUGGUGCCGAUGGGCUGGCGCCCCUCUUAACUGGAAGCCAAGUGCCUAUCUUAGCCUGCAACGUUGACUUCACUGAGGAACCACAGCUUAGACAACUACAGCCAAGGGCCGCCCUGACAGUGGAGCGUGCAGGCACCAAGAUUGGCCUUAUCGGCUACUUGACGCCGAAUACCACAUUUCUGUCGAACCCUGGGAGGGUUCGCUUCACCGACGAAGUGGAGUGCAUCCGGCGGGAGGCGCAGAGGUUGCGGCGCGAGGAAGGCGUGCACGUGAUCAUCGCCAUGGGCCACUCGGGCGUGCCUCGGGACGUGGAGAUAUGCGAGCGAGUGCCCGAGGUCAGCCUCGUCGUCGGCGGCCACACGCACACGUUCCUCUACUCGGGACCUACGGCGGAUGGAGGUCUGGUGUCAGGUGAUAAGCCUCAAGGUCCCUACCCCAUAGUGGUGGAUCGUGUGUCCGGCUCCCGCUGCCUGGUGGUGCAGGACUUCUACAUGGGCAAGUACAUGGGCAACAUCUCCGUCACAUGGGAUGAUCGCGGAGAAGUGGUCCGGUGGAGCGGGCAGCCAACGCUGCUGGACAGCAGCGUCCCCGAGGAUUCCGCCGGUGUCGCACUUCUGGAUCGCUACCGUGACCGUGUCGCACAAGGACGAGCAAUGGGCGUGGCCGAGAGCAAGGUGUAUCUGCAGGGAGAUAAGCCGACGUGCCGCCUGGCGGAGUGCAACCUGGGCAACCUCAUUAUGGACGCCUUCCUGAAGAAGAUGGCUUCGCUACCCAGUCCGCGAGGAGCUUGGACAAGCGUGGCUGCUGUCAUUGCUAAUGCAGGCGGAAUCAGGGCGUCUAUUGAUGAACAGAGCACAGGUGGGCUGGUCACUUUCGAGGAUGUGGUGAACGUUCUUCCGUUCGGCAACACGCUCGUGGUGAUGAACGUGAGCGGGGCACAGUUGAGAAACCUCCUCGAGCAUGGUGUCCACCGGCACGACGCCAAGGGAGAGGUGCCACCCGCGGAAUUCCUCAUCACCGCUGGGCUGCGCGUGGUGUACGACGUGCGACGAAAGCCUUACGAACGCGUGGUGGACGCGUUCAUUUUGUGCGCUGACUGCCGUGUGCCUCGGUUUGAACCGCUGGAAGAUGCACGGCGUUACCGCGUGGCUGCCAUGAGCUACAUUGUGCGCGGAGGCGACAACUUCAAUUUCUCUUUCGUCGCACCCAGUGAUAUGUACGACACAGGUUUCGAGGAUGCUCAGAUAGUCGUGAGCCAUAUGAACGCCACAUCGCCGCUCACAACUGCAAUCGAUGGCAGGGUCACCUUUCUGAAGUUGCCGACCGGCCAGACCUCUGCUUCGGAUGGGCGCUCUGCCCCGGCUCUUGCCUCCCACGUAGCUUGCCUACUGCUCUUUGUGAUUUUUACAUGUUCCAUGACCUUUAGCGCACAAUGAACAAACAAAGGUUGUUCGACUUUUCACUUGCAGCGCUCACAGGGCACGCUGAAUGUGCUUGAAGCAGGCAAUCGCUAAAUAUCACAGCGGACAGAGCACAUACCAAUUUGUAUUGUAAAUUCCUAUACAAUUUCAUACCGAAGCCUGUAUAAUAAUACUUACGUCGUAGCUACCAGGGCCCUAGCGAGCGCAUGCACAUUGCGCCGUGGCAAUUACCGGGAAGCAUGCCUGGCGCUCAUUAAGACUAUUACGUACUCCUUGUAAUGAAAAGUGUGACUGCAUUAUUCCACCGCAAAGAAAUAAAAAUGCCAUUUUUCGUAAGCAA
Dermacentor andersoni is the source of this 2184-nucleotide messenger RNA. RefSeq names its product protein 5NUC-like. Gene Ontology annotation, molecular function: 5'-nucleotidase activity; metal ion binding; nucleotide binding. NCBI's taxonomy places the organism in Eukaryota, Metazoa, Arthropoda, Arachnida, Ixodida, Ixodidae. The record is from RefSeq and is a predicted model, not a curated record. Gene Ontology annotation, biological process: AMP catabolic process. Gene Ontology annotation, cellular component: plasma membrane.